This is a messenger RNA of Trichomycterus rosablanca, 1655 nucleotides long. Its product is annotated as ERBB receptor feedback inhibitor 1. The coding region runs from base 326 to 1357 and encodes 343 amino acids. Gene Ontology annotation, biological process: regulation of keratinocyte differentiation; negative regulation of epidermal growth factor receptor signaling pathway. Lineage: Eukaryota; Metazoa; Chordata; Actinopteri; Siluriformes; Trichomycteridae. The transcript is spliced from 3 exons. The record is from RefSeq and is a predicted model, not a curated record.
GGCAACCUGGCAGUGGUGAGACUUCAACCGGCAACCGUACCUUAGGGUUGAGGUUGACCAACUAUCAUACUUUAACCAAGCUUUCCAUAGUAUGGUGUUUUUAAAAAGAGCUCUAUAGCUUGACCACAGUCCACACUAUUAACAUCUUCAACGUUGACAAUUCAGUGACCUCAAGUGACCUUAAUCCUUGCUUUUUUUCUACAGUGAAGAAAAAUGACUUCUUGGUCUAAAUGGAGUGUAGGGGUUGCUGGAUUAUGGUUUGCCUGGCUCUGAGAGCAGUACGACCUGAGAUACUCUGAAGUAUCUCUUCGUUUAUCUUCGAAGGAUGGCUUCAUCGCGACCGUACUGGGACCAGCAUGACGAGAUGAACAGAAUGUACUUCUGUUUCGGUGCUGACUCCACAGAUCACAUCCUGAGAACACAUCAGCAAAGCUCGACCUCUGUGGGCUUUGAAAGGAGGAUGUAUACCUCAAGCUUUCACCAUGACCCCAGUCAACUCUCCUCCCUGCAGAACCAACCCGAGGGAGACCAGGUUGUUCCAUCUUUCCAGAAACUGUCCUUCUCUGAACAGGUGCCUUCAUAUUUUUCUAGAAGAGGCUCUAAACCUCUUCCUCCUCUCCCGGACAUGGGGGACCUGUCGUCUGAUGAAGCAGCGGACAUCGAAGUGGAGUUCUUUUCCAGCACCAGUGAAAGCCAACUACUUCUGCCUGAACGUUCCUCUAAAGCUUCAGCCUUUCAGUAUGGUCUGCCAAACCGCCGGAGUCUCCGCGAGUCUGGCCAGAUCAACUUCGCGUACUGUGAUGGACCACAAGAGCUGGAAAGAACCAAUAAACUGAAAUGCGAGAGGGAAAAAGUAAUGAAGCAGGAGAGGCCUCAGCGCAGGCUGUGUCGUUCCAACUCGGGUCCUGCGGCCUCGUUUAAGCCUCCUAACCUCCAGAAUCUCCAAGCACACGAGAAGCCUGAAGUCCCUCCUCGUGUCCCCAUUCCUCCCCGGACCAGAAAGACUACAGGUCUAGAUGUGGACGAGCCUCCUGCGAUUCCACCCAGGCAGCCCAUCUUCCACAGGGUCCAACGAGCUGCUAGUCCCAAAAACCUUCCCAUUUAUGUCAAUGGAGUCAUGCCUCCUACUCAAAGCUUUGCUCCUAAUCCUAAAUACGUCAGUAAAGCUCAGCACAGACCUGCGAACUGCGAGGGAUUGUCGGCGGCAUGUACCCCAUGCAUACUGCCCAUCAUGGAAGAUGGAAAGAAGGCCAGUGCAACCCAUUACUUCCUUCUCCCUCGCCGGCCGGGCUACUUGGACAAGUACGAACGAUUCUUUAAGGAGUCUGAUUCAGAAGCUGUGCACAGUGGAUGUUAAGUUAAUGGGGUUGUUUACCCAGGUAGCAAUCCGGCCUUUACUUGCAGGACAAAGUUUGUCUAGUACUUACAGUAUUCAGGUUAGUUUUAUUACUCACUACACAGGGCCACCUCAGCUUGCACCUAGAGCACUAAAAGAAAGUUAGGUCAUAAAUGCUGGACAUAGUGGAGCCGUGUGUGUGUGUGUGUGUGUGUUAGAACAGUGUCAUUAUGAUUUACAUGUUAUUUUAUUGUCCUUGCUUUAGUGUUACUAAACUUUUUGAAGGAUUUACAGCUUUUUAGUGAUGGUUUACUUGUAA